CAUUUGCCAUUGCGCUUGCCGUAGACUUGUGGGAGUUUAUGUAAAAUCAUGAUGGCGGCGGCCUGUGCGAGAAAGCUUAGUAAGGUCGGCCGGUUAGUUUUAGACACGCCGACAUGCCGGGUAACAAACACCGCAGCAUUAAUGCCGAGAAUCUCCAUGAGAUGCCAAGGAAGAGCUUACGGUACCGGCGGAGCAGGAUUUAGAUCCAGACUUUCGCUCGCUGCGCCGGUGCGUGGCAGUGGGAGAGUCCUGGGAUGCGCUUUCCUGCUCGGUGGUGGUUUCGGCUUGUACCAGACCGUCAAACUCACGCUACAGCGUCACCUUGCAGAGGAAAAAUCUAAUGCUCCUGAGCUGGGGACAGAUCUGAAGUUGACUCUGUAUCAGUAUAAAACCUGUCCGUUUUGCAGCAAAGUGCGAGCCUUCCUGGAUUAUCAUGGUCUGCCAUAUGAAAUUGUGGAGGUCAAUCCCGUUAUGCGACAGGAGAUCAAGUGGUCCACUUAUAGAAAAGUUCCCAUCCUGAUGGUGAACGAGACGGUGCAACUCAACGAUUCUUCUGUAAUAGUUAGUGUUUUGAAGACAUACGUGGUCAACAAGGAAAAAAUUAUAUCUGAGAUUCUCGCUUGUUAUCCUGAGAUGAAGGCAAAAAAUGACAGUGGAAAAGAUGUGAUAGAGUUUGGCAAUAAAUACUGGGUCAUGGUGCGAGACACAGAUGCUGAUCAUCUAUAUCCUGGAAAAGACACCAGAAAAGAGGAGAUUAAAUGGCGGAAAUGGGCAGAUGAGUGGCUGGUGCACCUAAUUUCCCCAAAUGUUUACCGUACACCGACUGAAGCCCUUGCAUCCUUUGACUACAUAGUACGAGAAGGCAAAUUUGGCACAUUUGAAGGAUUCUUUGCGAAGUAUUUUGGAGCUGCUGCCAUGUGGAUAAUUUCAAAGAGAUUGAAAAAUAAACACCAUCUGCAAGAUGAUGUGAGACAGGAUCUCUACAAGGCUGUCAAUGAUUGGGUGGCAGCCAUUGGAAAAAACAAGAAAUUCAUGGGAGGUGAUCAACCCAACCUUGCAGAUCUGGCCGUGUUUGGUGUUCUGAGGGUUAUGGAAGGCCUUCAGGCAUUUGAUGAUAUGAUGGAAAAUACCCAGGUGAAGAACUGGUACCGACGUGUGCAGAAGGCCACACAAGGAGUGUCAUAAAAUCAAAGCUUCUGUCAUCGCUGCACCAACUUGAAGCACUUGAUACCACAGCACAUCUUUAAAAAACAAACUUGAUGCCAUCUAAUGGUAGUCUACUGGUUUUGCAAAUCUUAAAAGACUUAACUUUUGUCCAGCAAUUGAACUGGCUUUGCUUGGACCGUAACCAUGGAGCUAAGAAUUUAAUUAGAAGAGAUAAAAGAAAAAAAAACAUGCCCAAAUACCAUAGAAUGCCCCCCCCCAUGAUUUGUUUUACUACUAAACGGAAUUUAUGUAUUUCUCUCAUAGUGUUUUCUUUUACUUUGUGAAGCAAAGCGCAACCUGAACCAAAUGCUAUUUAAAGUAAAACAACCUCAUAUAAUCUGUAGAGAUUGUGAAUGGGUUUUAGGAUUGUUCUGAAAUCAUCCAAUUUUUUCCCAUCUUUGUGAACUAGCUUGAAGCUUGAAAUCAGGUUAUCUACAAAUUUAUAAUCUAGUGAUUUAGUCUUUUUUCAACAAAUGAAUUAUUUAUUUUUUACACCAGUUACUGUUUCUUGUUGUUUUGAAUUUUUUUUUGUUCCUUUUGUAAUAUUGAAGUGCUGCCGCCCUCAUCAUGUGGUGUUCAGGUUAUGAGCUCAGCCCUGAUAGAUCAUGUAGAUGCUUACAUCUACCUCAGUUUUUUGGCUUACUGUUCUCUGUUCAUAAAUGUCCAAUCUGAGGCUUGAAGCUGUGGUUUACUGAAUGUUCAUAUUAAUGUGUUUCAUCCUUGGGUUCUCAAGGGGUUUAACUUAAAAUGUGAUCUUACUGAGUAAUGGUUAUGUGAAAGUUGCUUUGGACAUUUGGAGCGUCCAGUUAACGAAUAACUUUUGCCUAUGCAUCAUCUUUUGAUGACAAAAGUGAUAAAUAUUUGUCAAUGAAAUAAAUUAAAAAUCUCAAGCAGA
Messenger RNA from Sinocyclocheilus rhinocerous, 2101 nucleotides. RefSeq names its product prostaglandin E synthase 2-like (gene ptgesl). The coding region runs from base 49 to 1185 and encodes 378 amino acids. NCBI's taxonomy places the organism in Eukaryota, Metazoa, Chordata, Actinopteri, Cypriniformes, Cyprinidae. Gene Ontology annotation, molecular function: prostaglandin-E synthase activity. The transcript has 7 exons. The record is from RefSeq and is a predicted model, not a curated record. Gene Ontology annotation, cellular component: mitochondrion.